Molecule: messenger RNA, 1673 nt
Organism: Prorocentrum cordatum
Lineage: Eukaryota; Dinophyceae; Prorocentrales; Prorocentraceae
Source: the annotation of a GenBank genome assembly
AGCCCCCCCCCCCCCUCCGCGGGCUCGCCGCGCGGCCUCGGCUCGCGCCGGUGCCCGUGGCGGGGCCAUGGCGGCGGCGGCGGCCGCCCGGCCGAACAAGAGGCGGCGCGACAACGACAAGAAGGGCGCGCAGGCGGCCGCGACGGCCAAGAAGGUGGCCGCGGCGGCGGAGUCGCUGGCCAUCGACGGCCAGGUGCUCAUCCAGUUCAGGGACCCCGACGGCAACCAGGCGGGUCCCGAGCUGGACGUGCCCCUCGGGACCAGCCGCGAGCAGCUCUGCACCUUGCUGAAUAAGCUGCUGGAGAACGAGGAGGAGAACCCAUACAGUUUCCACCUCGAGGACAACGAGAUAGUCUCGUCGCUGGCGUCCACGUUCGGGAAGCUGCCCGCCAAACAGCAAUCCACCGAGCGCGUGCUCAGCGUUACGUACUACCCCCUCGCACUCUUCAAGGUGCGGCCAGUCACGCGGUGCACCUCCUCGCUCAGCGGGCACACGGAGGCCGUCCUGUGCGUCUCGUUCUCGCCCGACUCGCUGCGGCUCGCGAGCGGCUCCGGCGACGCCACCGUUCGGCUGUGGGACCUGGGCACGGAGCUGCCGAAGCACACGUGCCAGGGGCACCAGGGCUGGGUGCUCGGCGUGUCCUGGUCCCCGGACGGGUCCCGCCUCGCCUCCGCAGGAAUGGACAAGGUUGUCAUCACCUGGUGCGGGCAAAGCGGGAAGGCGCUGCGAACCCUCAAGGGUCACACGCAGCCUGUCACCUGCCUCUGUUGGCAGCCCCUACAUUGUGCCCAGGAGGGAUUUCCGCUCCUCGCAACCGCCUCGAAGGACGCAAGCGUCCGCAUUUGGGACACGUCUUCGGGCACGUCCCUGAGAGCGCUGACGUCGCACUCGGCGCCCGUCAUGCAGGUGCGGUGGUCUGGCGAGCGGUCAGACAAGGGCGGUGCCGUGUACAGUGCUGGGCGCGAUUGCGGCAUCAAGGUUUGGAGCCCAAUCGAUGGCGUCAUGCUCAGUGAGCUGAAGGGGCAUGGGCACUGGGUUAACACUUUGGCUCUGAACACCGAUUAUUGCAUCCGAUCUGGGCCCUACACUCACGAAAAGUGCUCCUUCAAAGACCUGGAGGAGAAGCGUGCUGCUGCGCGUGAACGGUACGACGAGACAAUGAAAUUAUGCGGCGGAGAGCGUUUAUUGUCUGGCUCUGAUGAUUUUACGUUGUUUCUAUGGAAGCCUCUCGUUUCCAAGUCUCCGAUAUGUCGGAUGACUGGGCACCAGAAGGUUGUGAAUCAUGUGGCUUUUUCUCCUGACGGGCGUUGGUUCGCCUCUGCUUCGUUUGACAAGUCGGUCAGACUGUGGGAUGGACGAACUGGACGGUACGUGCACGCGUUCCGCGGGCACGUCGGCGACGUCUAUCAAUUGUCUUGGUCUGUUGAUAGCAGGAUGUUGAUCAGCGGCUCCAAAGAUUCGACGGUGAAGUGCUGGAACGUGGGCACUCGGAAACUCCAGGAGGACUUGCCAGGCCACGCGGACGAGGUCUUCGCCGUGGACUGGAGCCUCGAUGGCAGCCGUGUGGCGACGGGUGGCAAGGACAGGUUGCUGAAGCUCUGGCGGCACUGAAGCCAUGUCCGGUGUUCCUCUUGUUCCUUCCCGCCUCCCACCCAUUCAUCUCUUCUACUCU